GGCUCCGGCAUGGCCGGGAUCAUUAAGAAGCAGAUCCUGAAGCACCUGUCCCGGUUCACUAAGAAUCUUUCCCCAGACAAAAUCAAUUUGAGCACCCUGAAAGGCGAAGGUCAGCUGACCAACCUGGAGCUGGACGAAGAGGUUCUGCAGAAUGUGCUGGAGCUGCCUACCUGGUUAGCCAUCACUCGGGUCUACUGCAACAGGGCCUCCAUCCGGAUCCAGUGGACAAAAUUGAAGACACACCCAAUUUGCUUGUGUCUGGAUAAGGUGGAGGUGGAGAUGAAGACAUGUGAGGAGCCUCGGCCUCCCAAUGGACAGUCUCCCAUUGCCCUUGCUUCAGGACAGAGUGAGUAUGGCUUUGCUGAGAAGGUGGUGGAGGGGAUGUUCAUCAUCGUCAAUUCCAUCACCAUCAAGAUUCACUCCAAGGCCUUCCAUGCUUCUUUUGAAUUGUGGCAACUCCAGGGCUAUAGUGUCAACCCCAACUGGCAGCAGAGCGACCUCCGCCUCACCCGCAUCACCGACCCCCGCCGAGGAGAGGUUUUAACAUUUAAGGAAAUAAGUUGGCAAACCCUUCGGAUUGAGGCGGAUGCUACAGACAGUGGUGAUCAGGACCUAGUCACCACCCCACUGAGGCUUAUUACCAACCAAGGCAGGAUCCAAAUAGCCCUCAAGAGAAGAACCAAAGAUUGCAAUGUGGUGGCCUCCAAGCUGAUGUUCCUUUUGGAUGACCUGCUCUGGGUGCUAACUGACUCGCAGCUCAAGGCUAUGAUGAAGUAUGCAGAGUCCCUGAGUGAGGCCAUGGAGAAGUCAGCCCAGCAGAGAAAGAGCCUGGCCCCUGAACCUGUACAGACCACCCCACCUGCUCCCAGUGCCCAGCAGUCCUGGGCCCAGGCAUUUGGUGGCAGCCAGGGCAGCAGCAGCAACAGCAGCAACCGCCUCAGCCAGUACUUUGAGAAAUUUGAUGUGAAAGAGUCCUCCUACCAUCUGCUCAUCUCCCGUCUGGACCUGCACAUUUGUGAUGAUAGCCAGUCCCGAGAGCCAGGUGUCUCUGCAAACAGACUCAUGGAUGGUGCCAUGCAGCUUACUUUCCGCAAAAUGGCAUUUGACUAUUACCCCUUCCACUGGGCAGGCGAUAGCUGCAAACACUGGGUACGUCACUGUGAGGCCAUGGAGACCCGAGGCCAGUGGGCCCAGAAACUGGUAAUGGAAUUUCAGAGUAAAAUGGAGAAGUGGCAUGAAGAGAUAGGUCUGAAAUCACCCUGGCACCUGGGGGUAGACUCUUCCUCCUGGAGGAAAACAGAUUCUCUCUCCAGUCCUCGAAAAACCCCCCUUGAGAGAAGCCCCUCUCAGAGCCGACAGGCUGCCUUUCGGCCUCCAGCAUGGAAUCGCUUGCGCUCUAGCUGUGUAGUAAUACGGGUGGAUGAUUUGGACAUCCACCAGGUUUCUACAGCUGGACAGCCCAGUAAGAAGCCAUCUACACUCCUCUCCUGCAGUCGGAAACUUCACAACCUACCCACUCAGGUCUCUGCCAUUCACAUUGAGUUCACAGAGUAUUAUUUCCCAGAUAAUCAAGAGCUUCCAGUUCCCUGUCCCAAUCUCUACAUUGAGUUAAAUGGUCUGACAUUUACUAUGGAUCCUGUCAGCUUGCUCUGGGGAAACCUCUUCUGCCUGGAUUUAUACCGCAGCUUGGAGCAGUUCAAAGCUAUCUACAAACUUGAAGAUUCAAGCCAGAAAGAUGAACACUUGGACAUCCGACUGGAUGCCUUCUGGUUGAAGGUGAGCUUCCCACUAGAGAAGAGAGAGCAGGCUGGGUUACAUCGGCCCCAGGCCCUGGUCUUCUCUGCAUCAGGCAUGACUGCCACCAAUACACGUCAUGCCCCGCACUGCAGCUGUCCAGACCUCCACAGUCUCUUCCAGGGUUUUGCUGCUGCUGAGUUCUUUCAUUCCAAUUAUGCUCAGUUCCCCAAGGUUCCAGGUGGCUUCAGCCUUCUGCAUAUGCUUUUUUUGCAUCAUACCUUCCAGAUGGAUUCCAACCUCCCUCAUGCAAAUACCCUCCCUCCCCAGAGGCCUAAGGCUUCCCAGGAUCUCUGGUCCAUCCACUUCCCCCAGAUCUCCUUGGACUUUGAGGGAACAGAGAACUUCAAAGGCCGGACCUUGAAUUUUGUGGCCCCCUUUCCCUUGUCCGUUUGGGCCUGCCUGCCCCUUCGCUGGCAGCAAGCCCAGGCACGGAAACUACUUUUGGCCACAGAAGGGAGGCUGAAGCCAUCAGCCAGCUUUGGCAGUCCUGUUCAGUCUGAGGCCCUGGCCCCCGAUACUUUGUCCCAUCUGAGGUCAAAGACAGAGCAUGAUUUGAAAAGCCUGUCAGGCUUUCCAGAAGUCAUGGAGAUUCUGAGGGAAAGUGGUGGUGGUGUGGACAACAAAGAGCCUCUGACCGAGCUGGAGGAUGUGGCGGAUGUUCACAUGCUUGUGCACUCCCCUGCGCAUGUCCGUGUGAGGCUUGACCACUACCAGUACUUGGCUCUGCUUCGCCUGAAGGAGGUACUCCAGGGCCUUCAGGAGCAGCUGACCAAGGACACAGAGGCCAUGACUGGGUCUGCCCUGCAGGACCAAACAGCCUGCAUUGGUGUCCUCUUCCCCAGUGCUGAGGUGGCUCUGCUCAUGCAUCCUGUCCCUGGUGCUGCCAAAGCUGACUCUGCAGGUUCAGAUACCACCAGCCUUAUAGAUUCAGAGCUAUCUCCUUCAGAGGAUCGGGAGCUGAAGUCUGAUGCCUCCUCAGACCAGGGCCCAGCAAGCCCUGAGAAGGUUCUGGAGGAUAGUGGCGUUGAAAACCUAGAUGCGCCCCAGGAUAGGCCACUGCCUCUCCAUAGCAACGGAGAACUGCAGGACUCAGAUUCUCUUGCACAGCAGGUGGCAGGGAAGGGCCAUGAGGCAGUGGAUUCCCUGCAGGCCAAGAGACUGAGCAGAGCCCAAGCAUCCAGCUCACCAGCUGCCCUGAAGCCUGCCGGUGUUAGGGAUACUCCUGUGAAUGGACAUGGUGAGCUUAUGCCCUUGAAGAACAUUGAAGGAGAAUUGUCAAGUGCUAUUCACAUGACCAAGGAUGCCACCAAGGAAGCUCUACAUGCCACCAUGGACCUCACCAAGGAAGCUGUGUCUUUGACCAAGGAUGCCUUUAGUCUGGGCAGAGACCGAAUGAGCUCCACCAUGCACAAGAUGUUGUCCCUGCCCCCAGCCAAGGAGCCCAUGGCCAAGAUAGAUGAGAAGGUGGCAGCCCCAGUGAGUGGAAGUGCUUCCCGGCUCCGUUUUUUUUCCAUGAAGAGGACAGUAUCUCAGCAGUCAUUUGAUGCUGUCUCGUUGGAUAGCAGCGGCCCUGAAGACCGGAUUUCAGUGGACAGUGAUGGCAGCGAUAGCUUCGUGGUGCUCUUGGAGUCUGAGUCUGGUCCAGAAUCUCUUCCACCAGGAUCUCUUCCAAGUGUCCUGGACAGCGCUGAUGUUCAAGGGAGCCCUGCCGUGGAGAGUUGUGGCCAGGGGUCACUGGAGGCCAAUAGUUCAGUCUCACCCAGUGGGGAAGACCUCCGUCCUCACCUGGUCUCAGUUCUGGUGCUGAAGGUGAAUGACGUGUCGUUGGGGAUUGAGGUACGUGGCGAGGACCUGACUGUGGCCCUGCAAGCAGAGGACCUGAACCUGCAGCACCUGGGCACCGUGGGACUCUGGCCGUUCCUGCAUGGGCAGUGCCCGGGUACGAGCUUUCAAGAAUCCUCAACUUCGAAGACUUGCCACAUCAGGCCAGCUGUGGGCCUUCGCUUUGAGGUGGGGCCUGGUGCAGCUGUUCAUUCCCCCCUGGCCACAAAGAAUGGCUUCCUGCAUUUGUUGCUUCAAGGCUGUGACCUUGAGCUGCUCACCUCGGUGCUUAAUGGCCUGGGGCCCUUCUUAGAGGAUGAGGAGAUUCCAGUGGUAGUUCCCAUGCAGGUUGAGCUCCUGAAGUCCAGGAUCACCCUAAAGGAUGAUAUCCCCCCCAUCUACCCGACGUCUCCAGGCGCCGUGCCCAUCACUCUGGCCAUGGAGCAUGUUGUACUGAAGCGGAGUGAUGAUGGUGUGUUCCACGUAGGCGCUGCUGCUCAGGACAGACCAUCAGCUGAAGUACCUAAAAGUGAGAAGAGACAGCUUCCAGAAGAACAGGUGUUUUUGGUCCCCACUGGGGAGGCUUUUGGACAGCAGGUGACAGAACUGCCUACCCUACAAAAGGAACUUACAGAAACUAAACAAGCAUUGGCCAAUGCCAACCAGGAUAAAGAAAAACUUCUUCGGGAGAUUAGGAAAUAUAACCCCCUCUUUGAGCUCUGAUAGCAGUGGCUCAGCCAUCUGAGCCAAGGAAAGAGGCGAUCACCAGCAAUAGUACCACCUGUGACAGAAGGCAGCCUCCAGUGUUGAAUAAGUGGGCUAAGGAUGCCAGACGGACGGGGGAGUGCUUAACUCACUCCUUUCUGCUAGCUCUUCUAACUUGGAUGGCAGAUAGGGCCAAGCAUGACCACGUUCCAGGAAAUUGGGGGCAGCUUUGUGCGUGGUUCAGGCAUGUCUUGCCUACAUAAAGCCUUUGGGUCCUCUGCAAACUAGGUGGCAUCUUCUGCACACUGUAGGGCCAUUUCACCAUGGUUUCAUGACAGAGACAGUUGCUUCUUCCACAGCCCGUGAACAAGGUUACGUGUUCACCUCUUGUCACCCACAGAGCCACCAAAGAUUCUCUGUCCUAGAGCUUCCUGUAGCCAACCUGAACAGUCCUUGGCCUGAGCUCUGGCCACGGUAGUAGAGUAGAACGGAAACAGCCAAUGAGGCGGGGGCCAGGAGAGGCAUGAGAUAAGGGAGACAGGACCCUGCAUUUUUUAGCAAGGGAACCAAGCUCAUAUCACCUUGGCUGAUGCCACAAUCCGGUUUUCAGGGUUACGCUUCCUUUGUUUUGCUUUCAUCAUCGUUUUGCUGUGGUAGAAAGUAAACAAGGGUAGCGGCUCAGUUGUAUCAGCUUUCUCUUCUAUAACUCAAUUUAUUUGAAAUUUAAGUCAAGAAAAAAUAUUCCCUCUGAGCUCGGUUGAAGGCAUGAUGUGGUGUAGGGAUCAGAGGAGCUUGAUCCUGAGCCCCAGGUGCCUGCCUAAAGUCCUCUCUUCCGUGGCUGCACCUCGGAGGUGAUUUCCUGUCUCCCUGGGGUCCUUGGCACAUCUGUUUCUCCAGCACUAUGACUUUCUACCAGCACUCUCCUUAGCACCUGGUUUGGGAGCUGAAAAUGUGUUUUAAACUAUAACAUAAACAUCUUAGCCUGUUGUGUCCCACUCCCCUCUAUCAUUGUGGCUUUUUAAAAUCAUGUAAUUUUGACUUAAGUUAAAAAAUAAAAUACCCUUUAUCCUAGCUAGAUUUUGCUCCUGCCCCAUGAAAGCGCAGUUUCCUCUUCCUCUCUUUCCUACCGAACACUCGGCCUUCAUCUGUACUCUUUGGUAUACUUCAGGCUGUGCUGUUGAUUGGACAGAAAUUCAUCAGCUAACUCACCUUGAAUUGGCAGGAUGGCAAACUAGUGAUUUAGUAGUGCCAGUAAAGUCUUAAUCACAUAGACCUAUUGAAGGAAAGGUAAAGUGGUUUCCCUGUGGGAAAUCAUGUCCAACUUGUAUAUUAUAGGUAUUUGAGGAUAAAAAGAAACGUGUUCAAGAAGGAACAAGAUCUAAUUUGUUCAAACUUUUAAAGAACUUUUGUCAAGUUCUUCACAAAGGCAGUUUAAAAGCACCAGUUACUAUGAGAUUACAGGAAUAUUUUGUCAUGCUUGGGAAACAACUUAGAGACUUAAGAAUAAACAUCUUUCUGGAGAGAAUGUUAAUGGGAAGUUUCCUACUGGUUGAUGCUUGGUUAGACCUUAUUUAAUAUUUUUAUAAGUAACCUCAAAGUAGGAUAUUACAGUGCAAUCAUAUGUCACUACUUCUAGGCAUUGAAAGGUAAACCAGAAGAGACUUAAAAACAAACAAACAAAAGACAACAAACCUGCAGGAGGGCCACAAGCCAGGCUGUGAGUAGUCAGGAGUGACAGGUUUGGUUCGGUGUAGGUGAGUGUGAAGUAAUGCACUUACAGAAAACUCAGCAGCCGGAGGCAGUGAGCUCUGCUAGGACUCAGGGAGGAAACCCAGGCAUUGCUGAGGGGGGAGGUCAGUGUGCUGCUGUGGCCAAAAGGCCAGCUACAUCAUCAGCAAGGCACAUGGAGACACAGAAAACGGACCUCACACACAGCCAUGCUAGUGUCUUAAUUACCUGUGCACCUCAGGUGGCCUUACUUAAAAAAUACAGGUGCAGAGAAAAAAGGAUCAGGGGGUGAAGGCACUUAGAUGAGGACACAUCUUUAAAAUGUUGGCUCCAGUUCUGGAACGAUGACAGCUGAGGAUGGUGUGUGAUCAAUAUCCAGUGAAGAGGAAGGACACGCUCACUAGGUCCUGAAGUACUAGCCCUCGCCUCUACCUCACAGCCAUAGGUAAAAGGGAGCUCUUCUCAUAGCAAGUCAGAAACUUGAGCUCAUGGUCAGGAAGUGGCGCUGGCAGGAACUGCUGGUGCAGGAGGGGUAAGGAGUCCUCGCAUGGUAUAGGCCUCCCGAAAGGAAUUACAGGCCACUAGGGCUAUUUGGUGAAAUACAGCUCCACAAACUCCCCCUUAACGCUUCUUUUACAGGCAGAAUGGUGAACAAAUGGAUCACUGGUCCUCUCAAAUAUGGCAUUUCUAAUGUUCUUGGAGGGGGAGGAGGGAGAUCCAGUAGCUGGAAAAUGGAACCAUUCAACCUUAGGCUCACUAAUUGGUUUAAAAGCACUCUGAUUUUCUUCCCUUCCUCUCUUCCCUGACCCACUGUAUCCCUCUGGCAUCCCCCCAUGCAAAGAACAUGUCUAAGGCCUUCCCUGGUAUACCUUCACCUGAAGCUUGUGCUUGGUGGAAGGCAAUAGAAACAGUCUGGGAAGUAGCAAGGCUAACCCCUGUAAUAGCCAGAGCUCAGCUAGUUUCUGGGCUCUCUGGAGCUCUUGUCCAUGUGACAAAUGCAGCCCCAAAUUUCUGACUUCCAUUAUAUGGCAGCUUUGGCCAUUGGAUCUUGAAAUCCUCCCUCAGGAAAUACAGUAGGGGUCAUUUGUCCCAUGGAAUUUUAGUAAACAUCAUCUUGUGUAACUUCAUGCUUCUGUUCAAUGGAAGAAGGAAGUUUUUUUUUUUUUUUCAUAAUGAAGAAAUGAACUGGUUAUCCUCAGGAUAAAUGUAAAGGAAAAAAUGGAAGGAAAAGAUGGUAUCAGCUCCUUUGAACUGCUUACAAUUUCUGCCUUGGAGCUUGAAGGCUGAACAAGAAAUAAUACCUCAAGAAAACGUCUGGAGUGAUGAUAGCCCCACUUCUCAAAGACUCCAGCUACUGUACAUCAGCAUUUCAGCUGUGAAACAUUUUCACUGUCUCAUCUGGGAUUGUGUACAUUUCCUGUUUACGUGGAUGUACUGGAGAUAUGUUUUAGUGCAUUUGCACUGGUUUAAAUCUCAUAGCUGAGCUGCAGGGAUGGUUCUCAAAUUGUGUUUUCAACUCACUGAAAUAGGUAACCUAGCUUCUCUGACUUAAGACAGAGGUGUGGAUUCUA
Molecule: messenger RNA, 7622 nt
Organism: Miniopterus natalensis
Lineage: Eukaryota; Metazoa; Chordata; Mammalia; Chiroptera; Miniopteridae
Gene: BLTP3A
Product: bridge-like lipid transfer protein family member 3A
Molecular function (GO): histone deacetylase binding
Source: RefSeq, a predicted model, not a curated record